Messenger RNA from Polypterus senegalus (gray bichir), 3603 nucleotides. It is a transcript of the gene lrwd1, whose product is annotated as leucine-rich repeats and WD repeat domain containing 1. Gene Ontology annotation, cellular component: nuclear origin of replication recognition complex. Gene Ontology annotation, molecular function: protein binding; chromatin binding. NCBI's taxonomy places the organism in Eukaryota, Metazoa, Chordata, Cladistia, Polypteriformes, Polypteridae. The transcript is spliced from 16 exons. Gene Ontology annotation, biological process: chromatin organization; establishment of protein localization to chromatin. The record is from RefSeq and is a predicted model, not a curated record. Bases 116 to 2482 code for a protein of 788 amino acids.
CACUGGAGGGGGUGGGUGAAAGGUGAAAGGUAACGACUACAGUUUCCCGGGAAAUUCACACACGAGGGUACAGACUGCGAAUUAACAGGGUGUCUGCUUGUUGAAGCCCUGAAACAUGGCAAAAAUUACAGAAAAGCUGCUGCGAGAGCGAGGUCUUCCAAAGGGUUCCAAAUUAAAGAAAGUCCGCUGUUUGAAUCUGUCCAACUUGAGCUUAAAGAAUGAAGACCUGGAUUGUUCUCUGCUCUCACAGAUGCAAGAGCUAGAAGAGCUAGAUGUUUCUGAAAACUUGCUGACUGCAUUCCCAUUGGGGCUAAAUUUGCCCUGUCUCCGCACCCUGAAUUGCUUCAACAAUCAGCUAGAAGAUGUGAUAGCACUGGAGCAGUUCCACCAGCUUGAGGAGCUCAACUUGGAGGAUAAUCUGUACCUUACAGUCAGUGAUAACUACAAAGCAAUGUAUCUGUUGCCAAAGCUGAAACGACUCAGUGGGAAAGAUAUCAGCUCAACAGCCAAUCACAUUCGCCACGUGAACAGUGAGGAGCUUUCCAAACGGGUCACAAAGCUGUUUGAGGCCAACUUCAGAUGUCGCCUUCCUGAUCCACCAUCGACUGCAGCUGUGAGAAAACUUGAGGCAGAGUUUUUGAAAGAGGCCGAGAAGCAAGUGAAGUAUGGACCAAAUUCCCUGAGUGACUACACAAAAUGGAGGGUAAAUAAAAUAGCUACCGAACUUCUUGCUUCACUUAUCAACACAGCAAAGAGUGAUGACCACUUUAGCAGAGAGGUAAUGGAUGAAUCUCAUUCUAAAGAAGCUGUAAAUAACACCAGGUCCAAGGAAGGCAGACUAGUUCAAUCUCCAGGAAAAAGGAAGGCUUCUAAUUGUAAUCAGAAGGAGUCUAACAAGAAAAUGCGCUCAGACGUUGAUGACACACGAACGUCAUUAUCUCCCAAGAGAAUGCCCUCUAAGUCUCUGCUUAGGUCCUCAGAUUCCAGCUCCAUUGACUCAAUAAAGAUUUCCAAAGAAGUGAAUCCAUUACAUCAGAGUCUAGAAGAAGCCACAGAGAUGCAAGAAAACACAAAGGGAAGUAAAGAUCAGGGCUCUUCGAAUACAGCUGACUCAGACUUAUUGCACAGCCCACAAAAGAACAAGCAGGUACUCAAGAAUAAGAUGUCUGUGGAAAAGGACGUGGGCAGUCUGAAACCACAGAAAAGGAAAGGGAAAGGAACUCCAAUGAAAGAGCAAGAGGAAAGUAAGAUGGAAGACAUUAAUGGCACUUGGUGUGAAAAUACUAAGGACUCGAUCACUUGGGAGCCAAUCCAUUUCCUGCAGUGCCACAGCAAUAUGAACAGCCCAAAAGAUUUAAAGACGCAGCUUUGGGCCUGUGCCUUUGAACCAGUGCUGGACACACCUUCAAAAACAGUAUUAAAUGGCACAUCCUCUCAGACUGUGGCAACAUGUGGAGGUGAUUCAGUGUGCAUUAUUGACUGUGAAACAGGAACAGUGUUGAAGAAGUAUAAAGUUCCUUCAGAGGGAUUCUUCACAGUUGCGUGGACGACUUUGACAAUGGUGACCAAAAAUGGAAAGCGUCGUCUUCUCAAUGUACUGGCUGCAGCAGGGACAAGAGGCAUUGUUAAGCUCAUCCAUCCCAGGGCCAACUUGGCAUAUGGGGAGUUCAAAGCCAGCAAAAAACCUGUGUCAGCAUUGGUCUUCAGUCCUGUCCAGGAGGCAUUCCUUUUCACUGCAACAUAUGAAAAGAAGAUCAUACUAUGGGACAUUGGUGGCCUUGGUGAAGAAUAUGACUUCAGAGUCAGCAAGCUACUCACCCUUGAAACCAAAUCCAUUCCACUACAUGUGAAACUAGUGCCUUCACAACCUGAACAUCUCCUUUUGGCUGCCUGUGAAGAAGGAAUGUUUGUUUUUGACAUUGAUCUGAACAAAAACAAAUCCAAAAGGCCUGCUGAGUGGGAAGUGCUGUUCCCUGUAUAUAACCAAGAAGAUGAGGAUGGGUACAAUGACUUUCGGCUCAUUGAUGGGUUAUCUUUUCUUAGUGACAAUAUAGUUGUGUCCAAGAGUGCCAAGCAGGGAUCCAUCUACUUAUGGAGCUGGAAGCAGACAUUAGCUGCACAGCAGAAAACAAAAAAUAAAAAGCUGGAAGCUGUGAUCCUAGCAGAGCUGCAGUGGUGUGACACAGACAUCACACAUUUGUCUCUUGGCACCUGCCCAGACAAAGACUAUGUGGCUUGUGGAGAUGAUAAGGGGGCCGUGUGGACAUAUGAUUUGGAACUCUUUUUGCAGACCAGAGCCAAGGCCACCAAGAAGAUUGCCCCAUCACAGGUUUUGGAAUGGCCUGCUCCAAACCAGAAUGGCAAAGGUCCUCUUGAACCUAUGUCCAUUAACAAUGUGGGGAUGGACCCUGAGCUACAUUAUUUAGUGGCCCUGACUGACAAGAAUAUUGUUGUUAUAUGGAAGAGGAUGCAACAGCAGUGAAUCAUUUGCCCGUAAUGCAUGGUGGUUAACUGUAGUCUGUGUGAAGUAUCUUGUCAUUUAAAGACUGGCAAUUAUACAUGCAAGGCUGGCCCUCCUGUGAUACAGAGAAAAGAUUUCUGGAAACAUUUUUUUUUCCAAAACUAACCUGGAAGGAGACCACAAGUCCAACUUCAGUGAAAGUGCAACUGAAAGUUGGGAUCAAGAAGUUGGUUGCUGCCAGUACAAAAUGACCCACAAAAUGUCUAUAGGAGGAAGUUCAGGUCACUUUCUCCACAUCUGUUUUUGACAAAAUAAUUAAUUUUUCUUAACUGUUUGUACAGGCGACAUGAGACAUUCACCUUCUGAGUAAAAUUUCUGCUUUACCUAAACCAUUCCCAGGCACUCUUAAAGACAGACAACAGACAUGUAGUCAUUGGAUGUUUGUACAAUGAUCAUUUAAAACUUAUGAUAUCUAUUUACUUUAAAUCGUAGAUCCAAAGUUUCUGUUCCAGUCAUCUAAUAGAUUUAACAUUUAGUGUCUAAUGUAUCUUUAAAUCUAGUACUAGUAAAAGAAGGCAGAGAAAAUCUCUGUUGAUUUGAAUUAGACUAGGUGAAUGUAUGUGUACUAGAUACUCCCAUGCUUCUCUUAGACUAGAAAUGAAGAUUCUCUGAACAUAAAGGAACAUUCUGCUACUAAAACAUUCACUUUUUAGAUGUAACAGAUUGAAAUGAUAAGACAUAGUCUUAAAUGGAGAAUUUUGUAACAUACCGAGGCAACAGUACAUAUUAUUCAAUGUGCCUUUAUGUAUUGUACAUCUUGAAAAAUAUUACAUAAAGACAUAAAGAGGCCUGGUUCAUGUAAAAAAGUUUGGGUAAGGUAAACAAAUUAAUUCUGUUUUACCAUCAGUAACUCUUUUCAGUAGUUUUUCCCCAUUGAGAUUAAGUUGUAUUCAUUUGUGCUGGUCAAUUUUUAACAUGAAAAGCAGAAACAAUAUGUUAUAAAAAAAAAGUUAAAUAGUAUUUUCUUUUACUUUUAUUAUGUGGUGUUUAGAUAUAAUCAUGGUCUUCCAAAACAACCAACCAUUACUAGGUACACUGAGCUUCAACUCAUUACAAUGGAAUAUUAAAAACAGUUAAAGAUG